Molecule: messenger RNA, 725 nt
Organism: Thecamonas trahens ATCC 50062
Lineage: Eukaryota; Apusomonadida; Apusomonadidae
Product: COMM domain-containing protein 3
Exons: 2
Coding region: 29-706 (225 amino acids)
Biological process (GO): sodium ion transport
Source: RefSeq, a predicted model, not a curated record
CACUCUGAGAGAGUGUUCUCUGGCGGAGAUGCAGGUAUCUGACGAUGUUACCCUCGGCCUCUCCUUCCUUGGCUCUAACAUGAUCACAGACGACGGGACAACCGCCCUUGUCCAGGCUGCCUUUGCCGUCCUCACCAAGAAGCUGGACGAGUCGGCCAUCUACGGCUCGGCUGCGCUGGGAGAGGUCGACCCUGCGGCACUCAAGCAGAUGUACCACGCCCUGACGGCGGUGAUUCUCGAGGGUGCCAAGCGCAAUCUCGAUGCUGACGUCGCAUGCGCACCGCUGGAGGAGGCGGGCGUGCCUGAGGCGCGCAUUAACGCCUUCUCCACACUCUACGGCAAGUGCCUCGGCAUGCUCCGCGAGAUCUUGUUCUCGGCCGGCUUCAACUACCCGCACGUUGUCGACGCCCAGUGGCGCCUCGACUACGUGAUCAAGGACUCGAACCUCGAGAAAAUCGACGAGAUCCACUACGCCGUCGCCCUCAUCACCGAGAACGGCGGCGACUUUGAGGACGAGCUCCUCGCCGGUAACCCGGCCACUCUUGACGGUAUCGUCAAGCUCGGCUCCGAAGCCUCCUCCUCCCACGUCGGCAACGGCACCGGCCGCAAGGUCGAGUUCACCUGCUCCCGCGAGCAGCUCGAAGACCUCGUCAUCACCCUCCGUGAUGCCACCAAGCAGAUGGAGCGCAUCAUCGAGGACGAGUAACACCUCCUCCCCACCCCCC